Messenger RNA from Panicum hallii, 1431 nucleotides. RefSeq lists its product as uncharacterized. The coding region runs from base 226 to 1305 and encodes 359 amino acids. The transcript is spliced from 5 exons. NCBI's taxonomy places the organism in Eukaryota, Viridiplantae, Streptophyta, Magnoliopsida, Poales, Poaceae. The record is from RefSeq and is a predicted model, not a curated record.
ACGGCAGCUGGCUGAUCCCGAGACCGGCCGCCUCAAACCACAAGCGCCCGGCGAGGCCAGCGACGACCUCUGUCUCAUCUCCUCCCCACGCAUCACUCACCCCCGGAGCCUGGGAAACAACCACAGGGCGGAGGGGAGGGUGCACGGUGGAAGGGCUCGCUCGCCGGCCUCCGCUUUUGCCGGCUACCGCACUUUCGGGCCACCGUCCAAAUGGUUGACUGACGGAUGAAGAUGGUCACGCUCUCCAAAGUAACCCUGGUGUUUGCAGUGGCGCUGCUGGGCUGGGCGUACCAGGCCACCCGGCCGCCGCCCCCCGCGAUCUUGGGCGCUUCGGGAGGUCUGCCGAUCACCUCCCCGAGAGUCCGGCUCAAGGAUGGCCGGCACCUAGCCUACAUGGAGGCCGGAGUGCACAAGGAGAACGCGAGGUACAAGGUCAUCUUCGUCCACGGCUUCGCCUCCACCAAGGAGAGCGGCUUCCCGGUGUCCCAGGAGCUUGUGGAGGAGCUGGGGAUAUACAUGCUGUUCUUCGACAGAGCCGGGUACGGCGACAGCGACGCCAACCCGAAGAGGUGCCUGAAGAGCGACGCCACGGACGUGGAGGAGCUCGCCGACGCGCUGCAGCUCGGGGACAAGUUCUACGUGGUCGGCUGCUCCAUGGGCGGAUACGUCGCGUGGAGCUGCCUCCACUACAUUCCGCACAGGCUGGCCGGAGUGUCGCUGGUCGUGCCGGCGGUGAACUACUGGUGGCCGCUCCCGGACGACGUGCGGAGGAGCGCGUACGGGAAGCUGGACGCCCGGGACCGGAGGACGUUCUGGAUCGCGCACCACGCGCCGUCGCUGCUCUGCACCUGGCUCACGCAGACGUGGUUCCCGACGUCGCCGAUCGUCAGGGGCGAGCGCGGCGCGUUCACCGCCAAGGACUGGGAGAUCCUCACUGAGCUCUGGAAGCGCGAGAGCGGCCAGCUGGAUCGGGCCAAAGCGACGCGGCAGGGGACCUACGAGUCGUUGUGCCGCGACGCGACGAUCCUGUUCGGCUCGUGGGAGUUCGAUCCGACGGAGAUGAGGGACCCGUUCCCCGACGGCGAGGGCGUGGUCAGCAUCUGGCAGGGGUACGAGGACAGGAUCGUGCAGGUGGAGAUCCAGCGGCACGCGGCGCGGAGGCUGCCGUGGGUGCGGUACCACGAGCACCCCGAGGCCGGGCACGCGCUCCCGGACAUGGACGGGGUCGGCGACGAGAUCGCUAGGGAGCUCGUGCUCGGCGUCGGCGAGGCGCCGCCGCAGAGCGAGCCGCGCCGGGGUAGCUGAACUUACUGAAAGGUUGGUGAAGAACUUAAACGAGCUGGUAGAUAUAGAUUAUGGGCUUAUAAUAAAUUUUUCCAAACCAAACACCUUCUAAAUAUAGAAACUUGUGGUGGAAAAAACUUUCCAAAA